AUGAUUAUUGGAUAUUCCUGUAAAGAUGAUCCUAAUUGCAUAAGAUGUUUUGAGAGUGGAUGUUCAGAUUGUGCAGGUAACUAUUUUUUAAAUUCUUCAAAGUAAUGUGAAAAAUGUUAUGAUCCUAAUUGUGUUACUUGUUAUGGAAAACGUUAGAGAGAUUGCUGGAUUUGUGGUUAUGAAAAGCGAUAUCUUUUAUUAGAUGAUUAUUCUUGUACUGAUUGUAAUUUAGAUGGAUAUUAUAAAACAGUUUAAGCUUGUAAGAAAUGCCUUCCUUAAUGCAAAAAUUGUGAAAUUAAUAAUUAUCUUUGUACUUCUUGUGAAUCUGGUUAUUUUUUUUAAGGAUAUACUUGUUUUAAGUGCAUUCCUAACUGCCAAAAUUGUAAUAAUGCAAUCACUUGUUAAUUAUGUCAAUCAGGUUAUUUUUUGAAAGGAUAUUCUUGUAUUGAAUGCAUUCCUAACUGCCAAAAUUGUAAUAAUGAAACCACUUGUGAAUUAUGUUAAUCUGGUUAUCAUAUUCAUGAAUAAACCAACUAGUGUGUUAUUUGUUCAUAAUAGUCAGGAUAUUACAUUUCUGGAAAAUAUUGUAAAUAAUGUAAUGUAGCUUGUAAAGAAUGCUCAGGACCUACUGAUUUAGAUUGUACUAUAUGUAACUAAUUUUAUUUCCAAAUCGAUAAAACUACAAAACGUUGUUAAAUUUGUCCUAAUAACGCAUAUCUAAGCUCCUCUAACUAAGAUUCUAAUUAAAAUUAUUGCUUAGUAUGCAGCUGUUAGUAAUGCGAAAGUGGACACAUAUUAUUUAAUUUAAAAUAAUGUACAUAGAGCUGUGAAUCUGUAGGUAGUAACUAUAUUUAUGAUUCUUUAACAAACACCUGUACAUGUUAAUAAGGGUAUAAUUAUCUUGUUAGAAAUCCUUAUAAAAAUAAUUUCGAUUGCUCAAACGGUAAAGGCUAUGGAUACUUCUGUGAUUCUCAUAACAUCUGCUUCUAGUGCAGCUAAAACUGUAGUUCCUGUACCGAUAUUCAAACAUGCAUAAAAUGUAAUGAAGGAAGUUAUUUAUGGCAGAAUGCUUGUUCAUAAAACUGUUUUCCAGAUUUAAAUAUUUUCCCCAAUACUUAAAAAGGAAUAUGUGAGUGCCCUGAAGGAUAUAACUUAGAGUAUCUUAAAAGUCCUGUUUAGGGAUAAAUGCUUUAAGAAAUAAUGGUGAGUGUAUUAUUUAUAUUUAUUGGAAUAACUAUUAAAGAAAUGUAAAAUACUGCUAAUGAAGAUAAGAGAAAAGUAAUUGAAGAAAGUAGAACUAGAAAUUUUAGUUCAUCUAGUAUUUAUCAAAAAAAGAGAUUAUUUAAAAACAACAUCUGA
Tetrahymena thermophila SB210 is the source of this 1359-nucleotide messenger RNA. RefSeq names its product variant specific surface protein S2, putative. The transcript is spliced from 5 exons. Lineage: Eukaryota; Ciliophora; Oligohymenophorea; Hymenostomatida; Tetrahymenidae. The record is from RefSeq and is a predicted model, not a curated record.